AUGCCUUUCUCAUCAACGUAUCCACCGCUCGAUAUUCCCGAGACUAACAUCUUGUCCUAUCUGUUCCCAUACGGAGAAGAGCCAUAUGAAGAGCCGAUCUGGUUCGACAGUAAAGAUGAAAAAGUCAAUCUCUCGCCCAAGACUGCGUUGCAAUGGGUUCGGCGCCUGGCUUUUGGCUUGAAGCAACUUGGGCUCAAAAAUGGGAACGUAGUCAUGAUUUACACGCCAAAUCAUAUCUUUGUCCCGGUAGCCUACCUUGGCAUUGUGGGAGCUGGUUACAUCUUCUCGGGCGCCAACCCUACUUUCACGAUUCCAGAACUCGUGCAUCAAAUCACAAAUACGAUGGCAAAAGUCAUCCUGGCCCAUCCUCAGCAUAUCAAGGUAUGCCUCACCGCAGCCGCUGAGGCGGGAUUUCCGCGAUCGCGAAUCUUCCAGUUCUCGGACGUGCCUAAUCCUACCCAAAAUGGUAUAGAUGACUGGCGCGCUUUCAUAGGCUCUGAAUCCGAAGGAGAAGCCUUUCGGUUACCAGAUCUAAGUCCCUCCGAGUCAAAGAAAACCAUAGCAACCAUCAACUACAGCUCAGGCACGACAGGCCUACCCAAGGGGGUUUGCGUGUCCCAUUACAAUCUCAUCGCGAAUGUAGAGCAGGUCACAUUCAUGAGAUAUGCCGAGAAGCCCUACCCAUUUGAAGCGAGACCGCAAGAGCGAUGGAUCGGGUUCUUGCCCUUGUAUCAUGCUUAUGGACAGCUCUACACCAUACUUCUGGCCAUGAAGCUCCGAGUGCCCGUCUAUAUCAUGACAGAGUUUCGAUUCGAGGAGUUAUUGUUUAACAUUGAAAAAUACCGCAUCACCAGUCUUACCGUCGUGCCCCCUAUUCUCAUCAUGCUCGCUAAGAGACCCGAGCCAGCCCGUUACGAUUUGUCCAGCCUGAGGGAUUGUAUUUGCGGUGCCGCGCCACUCUCUCGCCAGCUCCAAAACGAGGUCCAGAAGCAGUACAAUAUGCAGAUAAAUCAAGGUUGGGGACAAACCGAGGUUACAUGCGGGGCCAUGCACGUUCCUGGGGGUAUUAUGAACAACACGAGCAGUGUAGGCCAGCUCGAUCCUAAUUGUGAAUGCAAGUUGGUCGAUGACGGCGGGAAAGAGGUACCCAUUGGUCAACCGGGCGAGAUGUCCCAACAUUGUAUGGGAUAUUGGAGAAACGAGCAGGCCACAAGGGAGACUAUUGACAAAGAUGGCUGGCUCAAGACGGGAGACAUUGCCAUCAACGAUAAUGGCUACUUCUGGAUUGUGGACAGAAAAAAGGAGAUGAUCAAAGUCAAUGCGUUUCAAGUCGCGCCCGCAGAGCUGGAAGGGGUUCUGUUGGAGAACAAGCAUGUUGCCGACGCAGCAGUUGUUGGUAUCAGCGUAAGGGGAGAGGAAUUCCCACGAGCGUAUGUUGUGAUCCGCGAGGCUUCCAAAUCGAAGGUCACUCCAGAAGGAAUACAGGAGUGGAUAAAGCCCAGGGUGGCCAAGCAUAAGCUGCUGACUGGUGGUGUUCAGUUCGUCGACGAGGUACCUAAGCUUGCAAGCGGGAAGAUUCAGAGGAAGAUACUGCGCGAAUGGGCCAGAAAGGACGCGGCUGCGACGGAAGGAGAUGUGAACGCCAAGUUAUAA
Molecule: messenger RNA, 1653 nt
Organism: Pseudomassariella vexata
Lineage: Eukaryota; Fungi; Ascomycota; Sordariomycetes; Amphisphaeriales; Pseudomassariaceae
Product: 4-coumarate-CoA ligase 2
Exons: 7
Coding region: 1-1653 (550 amino acids)
Biological process (GO): secondary metabolic process
Molecular function (GO): CoA-ligase activity
Source: RefSeq, a predicted model, not a curated record